AAUCUCCUCAAUCCUCUCUUUUCUUGUCCGCCAUUAAAAAAACAGACUAAACAAUCUCUACAGAGAGGGAGGGAAAAAGCUAGUCCCUCUUUCUCCUCCUCCGCAGAGAUUUCUUUAAUUGGGGCCUGUUGCAUCACUGUAAAGCCAAAAACUAUGUUGGGCUCCAUCACUCAUUCUCCCUCUCUUUACCACCAUCACAGGGGAUUGAGAGAGGAGCAGUCUGGUGCUUGCUGCUGCUGUUCUUGUUUCAGAGAAAAUGGCUAGGGAAACAGAGUACUAUGAUGUCCUCGGAGUUGGGCCCUCUGCAACUGAGGAAGAGAUCAGAAAAGCUUACUACGUCAAGGCAAGGUUGGUCCAUCCUGACAAAAAUCCGGAUGAUCCUCAAGCCGCUGAGAGAUUUCAGGUCCUUGGAGAAGCAUAUCAGAUCUUGGGUGAUCCAGUGCAAAGGAAAAUCUACGAUGGGAAUGGUAAAAUUGGUGUUUCUAGGGCUAACAUGUUAGAUGCUACUGCCGUUUUUACCCUUCUUUUUGGAAGUGAGCUUUUUGAGGACUAUAUUGGACAUCUUGCUGUGGCGUCAAUGUCUUCAUCAGAGUUAAAUAAUGAGAAUGACAAUCCUGAGAAACUUCAAGAUAAGUUGAAGGUUGUCCAGAGGGAGAGGGAGGAAAAACUUGCUAAGUUCUUAAAAGAACUUCUAAACCAGUAUGUUUCUGGUGACAAAGAGGGAUUCUUUCAUCGUGCAGAAGCUGAAGCAAAGCGACUUGCUAACACAGAUUUUGGUGUCGGUGUUCUACGCACUAUUGGCUAUGUGUAUUCAAGACAGGCUGCAAAAGAAUUAGGAAAGAAAGCCAUGUAUUUAGGUGUUCCUUUUUUGACUGAAUGGGUGCGAAAUAAGGGUCAUUUCUGGAAAUCUCAGUUCAUUGCAGCAAAAGGUGCUUUGCAAUUAUUGCAACUGCAAGAAGAAAUCUGCCGGCAAAUCAAUAAGGAUGAAUCUGGUUCUGAAAAUGAUGUUGAAUUGCAGAUGUACAUGAAUAAGGAGUUGAUGAUGAAUUCGUUAUGGAAACUAAAUGUAGUGGAUAUUGAAAUUACACUUUUACGUGUGUGCCAAAUGGUGUUGCAAGAAAACAAUGUUAAGAAAGGGGAACUCAAAUCCCGAGCUCUAGCUCUGAAAACUCUAGGAAAAGUUUUUCAGAGGGAGAAGCAUGUACUCAAUGUCGGUGCAUCAGAAAGCAAAAAUGAUUCAGACGAUGAGAGUGGUUCUGAUGCUAGUUCUGAUGAUGAUCUACCGCAAACACUUACAUAUCGAACGCCUAUUUUUACUCAGGGCAUUGGCAAACUUUUCAGAUGCUUAUGCAAUCCAGCAUAUGAUGUGGAUGACGACGAGCCUGAACAUCGAAGCAAAUAAAGGAUAAGAAUUUGUCUGGAAACUUGCUAAAACAAGGGCCAAAAGAUGUUUUGAUUUCAACAGGAUUGUUGUGAAAAUUUCCCAACAAUACGAGUGUUUAUAAUUUGUAAUUUUCUCCUUGAGGUGUGUCAAUGAAGUGCGAGCAUUUGUAAAAAAAAAAAAAAAUUGUUGGUGACGGGGCUAAUUGCUUCAGACAAAUAACUCGAUUUUUUCUGACAGUUUCUUUUAAGGUGAUUGAAUAUUGCAAGUUUGGGAGGUUCUUAGUC
This is a messenger RNA of Asparagus officinalis (garden asparagus), 1668 nucleotides long. RefSeq names its product chaperone protein dnaJ 10. NCBI's taxonomy places the organism in Eukaryota, Viridiplantae, Streptophyta, Magnoliopsida, Asparagales, Asparagaceae. The coding region runs from base 257 to 1402 and encodes 381 amino acids. The transcript has 10 exons. The record is from RefSeq and is a predicted model, not a curated record.